CGUGUCCAACCCUUUGGUUCUCUCUUCUCACGCGAAUUGACUUACCAAGAAUUCAGAAGCUUCCAGGUAUGGAAUCAGGAGGGCCUCAUAAGCAUUUGUGUAAAAUCUGCGACAAGAGCUUCUCUUCAGGUAGGGCUCUUGGUGGCCACAUGUCGUGCCACUGGCGCGGUGACAAGCAGCCGAAGAGCACACCUAGCCCACCCGCCAUUGUUGUUGAUCUGCAUGUGUCACUGCUGGAUCCCUGUGAUGAGAAGCCUUCGCUACCAUCUUUGGAAACUCAAGGCCUGCACUGCUCAAAGGUGUUCCCUACCUGCCAAUCUCUGAGGGGGCACAUGAGGAUUCACGGUGAGAAGAAGGUGAUGGCCAAGCCCGAGGAAGAACCAGCUGGGCUGAUGGAACCUUCAGCCAAUGCUGAUGGUGACCGCAGGUACAAUAUGAUGAUCUUUUCUCCAGUGAAGCGUAAGCGAUCAAAGAGGGGGAUCCCAGUUCUCGAUUCAGAGGAGAUGGAUGCUGCAGUUACUCUCCUGAUGCUUGCAGACCAUUCUGGCAAAACUUCUGCUUAUGAGGAUUUCUGUGGGGGAGAUAAGGACGACUGCAGUUUGGCACCCAAUUUGUUCAAGGAGGUGAAGCUCAAUGCUUUUGAUCAUCAGCUGGUUCAGUUUGAUGAGUUCAUGGAGCCUAACACUGACAAGAAUUCAGUUAAUGAUGAUUUCUAUGAACACUGUGAGAAUGAAAGCAAUUUCAAUUUGGUUGCUGAUGCCCCCAAGGUGCAACUGAAUUCAUUUGACCAUGGACUGGAUCAAGGUGCUGAGUUCAUGAAGCCAGGGGCUGACAAUUCAGUUGAGGAGUUGAAGUCCCACCUUUCAGCUGCAGUGAAUGUCAAGAGCCACCAGUGCAAUGUCUGUGGAAAGUCAUUAAGAUCAGGGCAGGCAUUGGGAGGCCACAUGAGGUACCAUUAUGUUCGAAGGUGCAAUCGCCGUCAAGGGGUUGCUGAUUGCCCUGAUUCUACUAUGAUGGAACAGCAAAAGCAGAAGCUUGAAUUGGACUCUGAGUUGCUCGAUUCUAAUCUCCCAGCUCUCAUCGACGGAGACAACAUUCACAUGGGUGUGAAAUCUUGAAUCUGAGCCAUAGUUUGUGAUGAGUAGCCUUCAGUUGGCAGUUGGCAACGCCAGUUCUACAUGUCUGAAACUGAUACUGAUUCAGUUGUCUAUAGGUUCAGCAGUGGCCAGGGAGGAAAAGAACUCAAUUUUCUCUGCUGUAGAUAGUUAGGGGUUUUGAUACUGACACUUCUCUUUGCCAAUAAAUUUCCUGGAUGGGAAGGCCAGGAUCUUAAGUCACUGCUUGGUCACAAAACAGUGCAGCAGUUCUGCUCUGUUGCAUGUAAUGCAAUGCAUGAGCUUGUGACUCUAGAACUAAUGGUCUGUAGCUCCCAAUCAAUUUUGCUUGGAUGUACACUUCUAUACUUCUGUAAAUACACCUCUAUACAGAGCAUAUUCUUGAAAUGAUUGUUCAAUAAAGAUACGCUGAUCAGAAUUU
Molecule: messenger RNA, 1536 nt
Organism: Phragmites australis (common reed)
Lineage: Eukaryota; Viridiplantae; Streptophyta; Magnoliopsida; Poales; Poaceae
Exons: 2
Coding region: 69-1118 (349 amino acids)
Molecular function (GO): DNA-binding transcription factor activity
Source: RefSeq, a predicted model, not a curated record